Molecule: messenger RNA, 174 nt
Organism: Ilex paraguariensis (yerba mate)
Lineage: Eukaryota; Viridiplantae; Streptophyta; Magnoliopsida; Aquifoliales; Aquifoliaceae
Source: the annotation of a GenBank genome assembly
AUGGUGGCGUUGAAGAAGGCUUAUGCUGAUAUAAUUCUGAAUACGGCGAAAGAAGCUGCUGCUCGUGUAAUGGGGUCGGAGAGAAAAUCUCUUCGCUUUCAGCAGGACCUACGCGCCACAAAAGAUGAGGCGAUUCGAAUGCUUCUUCGCUUGAAACAGAUGGUUGAUGCUAAG